This is a messenger RNA of Didymodactylos carnosus, 288 nucleotides long. NCBI's taxonomy places the organism in Eukaryota, Metazoa, Rotifera, Eurotatoria, Philodinida, Philodinidae. The record is from the annotation of a GenBank genome assembly.
AUGGCCGCAUAUUACAAUUCUAAUGUAAAUCCUUCGUCACAUUCUGGUGUACCAACCUCAGGCAGACAAUGGUCAAUAUUAAGUCCAUGCAACGGUACACGGGAAAUUUCAACUCCAUGUGCCACUGCAUGGAAUAGUUCAGCAAUUUACAUCAGUGGUACGUCGGUUAGUUACAAUAGUCGUAACUAUGAAUGUAACUAUUAUUCACUAGCUUCCAAUCCAGCUCUUGGAUAUGUUAUUAGCGGUAACACUUCAAAACCCUGGCGAUAUACUGGACCAUGUUAUUAG